Hyposmocoma kahamanoa is the source of this 393-nucleotide messenger RNA. RefSeq names its product 60S ribosomal protein L29 (gene RpL29). Gene Ontology annotation, molecular function: structural constituent of ribosome. The record is from RefSeq and is a predicted model, not a curated record. Gene Ontology annotation, biological process: cytoplasmic translation. Lineage: Eukaryota; Metazoa; Arthropoda; Insecta; Lepidoptera; Cosmopterigidae. Gene Ontology annotation, cellular component: cytosolic large ribosomal subunit; ribosome. The coding region runs from base 121 to 342 and encodes 73 amino acids. The transcript is spliced from 3 exons.
UGUAAAUAUCAAAUAAAUCGUAUUCCAUAACUCAAUUUCUAUUAGUGUGAAACCAACUCAAUUCAUUACUCUGGGUAUUGACAUCGUUAUUUUGCCUUCCAGGGAAGUGAAACCGACGCAAUGGCAAAGUCAAAGAAUCACACAAAUCACAACCAGAACCGCAAGGCUCACAGAAAUGGCAUCAAGAAGCCUACGAAGUUCAGGCACGAAUCUACCCUUGGUAUGGACCCCAAGUUCUUGAGAAACCAGCGGUUUUGUAAGAAGGGUAACUUGAAACCUGCCAAGCAACUCGCUCGUGCUGCCGAGAGGAAAGCUACACGGGAAGCUAAGGCUAAGAAAUGAACAUUAAGUUUUAAGACAAUAAAAAUGUAAAAAAAUUAAAACUUUAAUUUU